Lithohypha guttulata is the source of this 570-nucleotide messenger RNA. RefSeq lists its product as uncharacterized. The record is from RefSeq and is a predicted model, not a curated record. Bases 1 to 570 code for a protein of 189 amino acids. The transcript has a single exon. Lineage: Eukaryota; Fungi; Ascomycota; Eurotiomycetes; Chaetothyriales; Trichomeriaceae.
AUGUCUACCUACCUACAACGCCAAUCAUACCCCAUCAAUCCCGCCAUCUUCCCACUCCUCAGCACAUCAGCAACAGCCUCCCUCGCCCUCUACGAAUACAUCUUCCUCAACAGUCUCCUCAAAGCCUCACAAACACAGUCUCAGAAAUACAGCUCAUCCGUCGCCCGCACAAUCGCCCUCUGGUGGAGCCAAUCUCUCCCCUCCGGUCUCGCCGUCAUCCUCUCCCUCGGCCUUACGUCUCUCAUCACCGGUAUCCGCACCAUUCGCGCCUCUCCCACUGGGAGCACGAGGCGCUGGGUCGCCGUUGCGGGCACACUACUAGCGACGGGACAUUUUGCGUUUGCGCCAAGAAUUUCAAAGGUGAUUCAGGGGAUGGCAUAUGCUUAUGAGAGGGCGGGGGUGUGGGAGAGGAGGGUAGAUGCUAUGGAGGCUGGGAAGACGGAGGAGCAAGUUGCGGAGGAGAAGGCUUUGGAGGGGCAGAGAGAGUGGUUGAGGGUGCAUUUUUGGAGGACUUUGUUGACUGAUCUGCCGGCUUUGGGGUGUUUUGGGUGGUUGGUGUUUGCGUCGUGA